CAACUUUCUCUAAUUCCACCGUCUUUUGGACAACCGAAUUAUGCAAAAUAUCUACUUCCAUAAUAAUCUUCACAAUGCAGUUAUAGUUUUCACAUAAAAGAUGAUUGAUAACCUUAAAGGUAUGCCGCCGGCAACUGAAAAAGGUUGCCGGCUAACGGCGUUGAUGGAGUCCGGUGGACUAGCAGAAGUAGAUCUGAGUCAUGAGAAGCAGCCAAAUUUCACUGGCCGUAGGCGAUUGAAUGUACGUCGGUUGGAACCGCCGCCUGAGCUACCGGAAAAUUUCAAUGACUUCGCCGCUGAUUACGGGCAUUACAAGAAGAAAAAAGCAGAAAGUGAUACUGAUGAGCAAGUUCAAGUAGGGACAUCUGGUGAAGUGAAAAAAGUAAGGGAGAGCUUGGUCACGUGCUUGUCACAUGGAUCGAUAUCGUUGAUCGGCUGGAGAAGGGAAAUGGAAGAUGCAGUGGCGAUUCAUCCUGGAUUUUUCAGUAUAGGCGGCAGCAGGAAGUAUGAUUAUUUCGGUGUUUACGACGGGCAUGGAGGCUCACGUGUAGCGCACGCGUGCCGUGAGUUUUUGCACCAUUUGGUGAUACAGCAAGUUUUGGAAGAAAAUGAUGAGAAGAGUCUUAAUUGGGAGAAAGUGAUGAGGGAGAGUUUCCGUAAGAUGGACGAAAAGGUGAACGAGAAAGGGGCGGAGAUGGCGACGAUAGGAUCAACGGCGGUGGUAGCGGUGGUGGGAGAGGAGGAAUUUAUUGUUGCGAAUUGUGGAGAUUCAAGAGCUGUGCUUUCACGUGCUGGAGUUGCCUUACCCUUGUCUAUUGAUCAUAAGCCUGACAGACCUGAUGAGCUGGAUAGAAUCGAAAAUUCAGGUGGGAAAGUCAUAAAUUGGAAUGGACAAAGAGUUUUAGGAGUUCUUUCUACUUCAAGAUCCAUAGGUGAUAUGUACCUCAAACCGUACGUGAUACCAGAUCCUGAAGUUGUAGUUAGCAAAAGAAGUGAUGAAGAUGAAUUCAUAAUACUUGCAAGUGAUGGUCUAUGGGAUAUCAUUCCAAAUGAUGUUGCGUGUGACAUUACAAGAAGAUGCUUGAAUGGUCAAACGAUCAGGAGGUGCGACCAACAAAGCAAAUCCGAUAAGAUUGAUGAUCAGUCAAGUGAAGGCAUCAAAGGAAGUCUUGCAGCACGGGCAGCUACCUUCCUUGCAGAGUUAGCAAUUGGUCGGGGUAGUAGGGAUAACAUCAGUGUAAUUGUGGUCGAGUUGAAUAGAUCUAUGUGUUCAUCCACUGACUGAACAUAAUUAAGCUUCCCAGGCAAAUGAUAUGUCAAACAAUUUUAUGGCAGUUCAUUUUGAAGAUGCCCACCAGGUUAACAAUGUGAAGGGGUAUCGAUCUUUUUUUCCCUUUAUGAUUGUCUGCAGCAAUAUCAUUACUUGCCUUAGUUGCAUGCUCACGCACUAUUCUCCUUUUGCUUUGUAAAGUUUAUGGUUAUUUAAACUAUUAUUGGCCUUGGUCAUUUACAUUUGAA
Messenger RNA from Solanum dulcamara, 1518 nucleotides. RefSeq names its product protein phosphatase 2C 51-like. Bases 101 to 1285 code for a protein of 394 amino acids. The transcript has 3 exons. Gene Ontology annotation, molecular function: cation binding; protein serine/threonine phosphatase activity. NCBI's taxonomy places the organism in Eukaryota, Viridiplantae, Streptophyta, Magnoliopsida, Solanales, Solanaceae. Gene Ontology annotation, biological process: protein dephosphorylation. The record is from RefSeq and is a predicted model, not a curated record. Gene Ontology annotation, cellular component: cytosol; nucleus.